Messenger RNA from Sesamum indicum (sesame), 1656 nucleotides. Its product is annotated as RNA-binding CRS1 / YhbY (CRM) domain-containing protein. The record is from RefSeq and is a predicted model, not a curated record. Gene Ontology annotation, molecular function: RNA binding. Lineage: Eukaryota; Viridiplantae; Streptophyta; Magnoliopsida; Lamiales; Pedaliaceae. Gene Ontology annotation, biological process: Group II intron splicing.
UUUAAGCCAUUGCCAAAAUUACUGCUAUUUAUGCUACGGAGAGAGAGAGGUUGAUCAACUCUCUCCAUCUCUGUCUUUUGGAGUAUUCGCAGACCCCGAAACUUUUCUGAUGUUGAAGCUCUUUUCAUGGCGACGCUCAAUCCAACACCCACAACCCUUGAACCUCAGGUUAUUUCCUCAUCUGCUGCCCUCGCCCUCGCCCUUGCCCUUGCCCUUGCCCUUCCUCUUCAUCUCUCGUUUUCUGGGCUACUCUCCACCUGCAGAAGAUGAAGAAAUAUACGACCCCCCUUUUUCUCCCACCCCUACACAAACCGCCAAAAGGAAAAACAAGUCAAAAUUCAUUAAAAAGAAGAACCAAACGCAGAAAGUCGCCAACAAAAUUAAUUCCGAUGGUGCCAAUGGCUUUCCGGUGAAGUCCGAAUUGCCAUUUGAUUUUAUGUACUCUUACUCAGAGACCAGCCGGGGUGUUGAGCCCAUUGGUUUUCGCGAACCCAAGAGGUUUUCGCCCUUCGGGCCGAGCCGGAUUGAUCGGAAAUGGACUGGGACAAGAGCUCCAGCCGAGCAAAAGCCGGAUUUGGAGAAGUUGGCGGAGAAGCGCCAAAGGGUUCUUGGGGAGCCACUCUCCGAGGAGGAGGUUACGGAGCUCGUGGAGAAAUAUCGCCACAGCAAUUGCUCCCGCCAAAUUAAUUUGGGAAAAGGAGGUGUUACGCAUAACAUGCUAGAAGACAUCCACAACCACUGGAGAAGAGCUGAAGCAGUGCGAAUCAAGUGCUUGGGGGUGCCAACUCUGGACAUGGACAACAUUUGUUUCCAUCUUGAGGACAAAUCUGGAGGAAAGAUUAUAUAUCGUCACAUAAAUAUCCUUCUCCUAUAUCGUGGUCGUAACUAUGACCCUGACAAGCGGCCGCAGGUUCCAAUAAUGCUGUGGAAGCCUCACGCACCAAUUUAUCCGAAGCUUGUGACUAAUGUUGCUGAUGGCCUGACAUUUGAAGAAACUAAGGAGAUGCGGAACAGAGGGCUUAAUUCUCCUGCCUUAAUGAAACUCACUAGGAAUGGUGUAUAUGUAAAUGUUGUGGAGAGAGUAAGAACGAAAUUUGAGACUGAAGAAGUAGUAAGGUUAGACUGUACUCAUGUGGGCACAAGCGACUGUAAGAAGAUUGGCGUCAAACUGAGGGAUCUGGUUCCUUGCGUUCCUCUCUUGUUCAAAGAUGAACAGAUUAUACUGUGGAAGGGAUACAAAGAACGUGAAUGAAACCUUCAUUCAUAUGUGGAACUUUCAAGCCAGAAAAUGGUGGGGCAAAACGGUGUAAACCUGAUGCAGUUGCACUAGAGAUUUCUGAUCACCUCCCUAGCUAGCAAGAAUUGGUGGCUGCAGUUUCAAACUCAGGUUUGCACGGAUUUUCCUGACAGGUUAGAUUGGUGAGCACUAGAGAAUGUGCAGGCAACUGACUUGAUGUAUGAUUAGGGAACUUCUCGACUUAUCAAGUGUAUCAUCCUGCACUUUCUGUGUUAGUCAUGGCCCUUUGGGAUUUUUUACAAUCUAUCAGAAACUUUAACAGUGAACACGGACUCCUGAUGAAUGGAACUAUUCUUAUGUCAAAUUUGAUAUUUGAUAUUAAAUACACUGGUCAAGUUUUCACCGAUCUAAUCAUGCAG